Colletotrichum phormii is the source of this 579-nucleotide messenger RNA. RefSeq lists its product as uncharacterized. The coding region runs from base 1 to 579 and encodes 192 amino acids. The transcript is spliced from 2 exons. NCBI's taxonomy places the organism in Eukaryota, Fungi, Ascomycota, Sordariomycetes, Glomerellales, Glomerellaceae. The record is from RefSeq and is a predicted model, not a curated record.
AUGACGGACUGGACGUGGAAGACGGACUACGAUGCAGAUGCCAAAGACUACGAAAGCGCAAAGACAGUUGGUGACUGGUAUCAGCAAACUGGUAUCAACUCUGUUCAGUGGUCAUCCAACGAAGUCCAGGCACUAUUCAGAAAGUCAAACUCCAACACUACAGGUGAAACCAAUCAAGAUCCGUCCGGCGAAAAAGACGCCAAGGGAUCUGCCCCAAUAGCUGCAAUUGUCGGCGCAAUCAUCGGGUUUGCUCUCUUCUGCUUCGUCAGACGUCGGAAGCAGAAGACAACAGCGGAAGCAGCAACUACACUUGCUCCAUAUCCUGACCAUUCAAAGGGUGACGGAGCAUAUCAGGCUUACUACCACCCUGUGGCUCCAGGGGAGCUGCAUUCGGAUGUGCCACAAAAUGAGUUGUACGGUGGGUCGAUACCCGAGCACGAGAUGUGGGCAGAAGUACCGAAGCAUGAGAUGGGUGCCUCGGGAGUUCAUCAUUACACUGUUACUGAACUCGACUUCCACAACACUCUGUUGGGACACGGAGAUAGAGAUCACUCCAAAUUCAGACGUGAUCUGCAAUAA